Messenger RNA from Acanthamoeba castellanii str. Neff, 3084 nucleotides. RefSeq names its product YEATS family protein. The coding region runs from base 1 to 3084 and encodes 1027 amino acids. Gene Ontology annotation, biological process: regulation of transcription by RNA polymerase II; chromatin remodeling. The record is from RefSeq and is a predicted model, not a curated record. The transcript has 13 exons. NCBI's taxonomy places the organism in Eukaryota, Discosea, Longamoebia, Acanthamoebidae. Gene Ontology annotation, molecular function: histone binding. Gene Ontology annotation, cellular component: NuA4 histone acetyltransferase complex.
AUGUCGCAGCGAGGGGGCUUCUACCUCCUCCCUUACGGCACCCUCCUCAUCCUACACAUCGCCGGUCAAGCGAAGAUACGUCAGGCCGGGGUCAAUCCCCUCGUUCAAGAAGAAAGUCGCAUCCCCACCCCCCUCUUCAUCUCAUCGCAAGAACAAGGGCCGAUCGCGAUCUCGGUCACGAUCGCGAUCGCGAACACACUCUCGGUCACGCUCUCGGUCACGAUCGUCACGUUCGCGCUCUCGGUCUCGGUCUCGAUCACGCUCGAGGUCAAGAACAUCAUCGAGAUCGCGUUCUCCCUCAAAUGGUCGUCGCGUCGCAGCAGCAGCAGCGGCAGGAGAAGAGGCCGGCGCAGCGACAGCGAUAGUCGCAGCGAAGAUGAAGAGAAGCAGCGACGGCGGCAGCAAGACCGGAGCAGGGACGAUCAUCGUGGUCGACGUCGCGACGAUGGCGAAGACAGGCGAACGAAAGAACGAACAGAAAACAACAAGAAGGCAGAGGAGGAAGAGGAGGAAGAGGUGGUCGUGGACGGCGAUGACGACAACACCAUGGAUACAGAGGAGGUAGAAGAGAAAGAAGAAGAAGAAGAAGAAGAAAAGCAGGCACGAUCGCCAUCGCCACCGCAAAGGCUGGCCUCGACGAUCGGGCGGCGUCCACCAUCUCUGGGCAUCCGGCGCCGCAUGCCCUCUCCGCUGGCGGCCACUUCGUCUGCCGCACCGCCGUCGCCGUCGUCCUCAUCGGGCAUCUCCCUCUCGGCCUCGGCACCCGCCGGCGCUCUGCCCACACUUGCGCCCACUUCACCUCCGCUGCCUCCCUCCUCGAUGUCGCACGAGGCAACGCUGGAGAAGGUUCGACGUAUCAUCGCCGUGCAGUUCGACGUGGAGAUCGAAUACAAGCGCCGUGAACUGCGACUCAUCGAGGACCGCCUGCACGAGGGCGAAAUGAUUCUGGAGCGUCUACACGAGGCCUGGGCCAACCGCGGUUUCAUGCGAUUGGGCAUGUCCGACAGCGAUGACGGAGACGACGAAGAGGCGGAUGAGAACGAGGAGGAGGAGGCAGAAGAAGUGCAAAGGCUCAAGCAGGCCCGCGAAGAGCGGAGAAAGCGGCAAAGAAAGAGUGCGGAGAGCAGGGAGGGCGAACGACGGAAGGCGCUCACAGAUGUGGAGCCCAGCGAAGCUCCGCAGCAGCGAACAGCUGCGAAGGAGAAAGAGCGAAGCGAGAAGAAGGCCGGCGACAAAGGCAAAGAGAAGGAACGCGGGGGACGGGAGGACAAGAGGAAGAAGGACAAGGGGAAAGAGAAGGAGAAGCUCACACGAAAGCAAGCGGGACAGGAGACCGAAAAGGAGAAGGAGAAGGAGAAGCAAAGCGCAGCGAAGAGCGGCACCGAAGGUGGCCCCAAACGCAAACGACAGAAAAUCUCCCCCAAGGCCGGCCCCUUGUUGGUCUGCCCGACGUGCAAGCGCGAGAAGUUCUUGAACGUGCUGGGCUUCGUGAACCACUGUCGCAUCAUGCACAAGAUCAAGUUCGCCACCCACGCCGAUGCCGUGCUGGCCUGUGGUACUGUGGUGAACGAGGCCGACGUGCCCGCCGACGACCCCAGCAGACUCGACACCGCCAUGAUCUACUACCCGCGCAGCUUUACCGCACCUACACAGACGGAGAAGCCGCUUAAGAUAACCUUGAGCGAGGGCGAGGUGCCGGAGAACGUGUCUCGAUUCUACCUCAAGAAGAAGGUCAUCGUGGGCAACACCUCCAAAUUCAUUCCAACCGAUUCUCGAGAUGGUGAUGACAGAUCGACGCACAAGUGGAUGGUCUACGUGCGUGGACCGGCAGAGGAACCCGACAUCAGUCACUUCGUCAAGAAGGCGAGGUUCUUCCUCCAUCCCAGCUUUGCGCCAAACGAUGUGGUCGAAGUUUUGCAUCCGCCCUUUCACCUCACGCGACGAGGAUGGGGCGAAUUUCCGGUUCGCGUGCAACUGCACUUCGUGGAUACGCGAAACAAGCCGGUGGACAUCAUCCAUCACCUCAAGCUGGACCAAACCCACUCGGGCCUGCAAAUGCUGGGCGGCGAGACGCCGGUGGAGGUGGAGCUGAACCGACGAUUCUUCGAGGAGGAGCGUCCCACCAGCAUCAGUGCCAGCUCAAGCUCCAGCUCCAGUAGCAGUACUGCCACGCAGCCCCCGACCGUCAAGCUGGAGCCGCCGAGUCGGGAAAGAGGGAGUGACGGCGGAAAGAGCGAAGAGCUACCGGUGGCCGCCAAGGGCGCGGGUAGUGGGAAGAGUCCCUCGUCUGCCACAGCGGGGAAGCGACAGCAGGCGCCGCCCGAAGGCUCACGGCCUCCGCAGCCUUUACAGCCGGCAAGAGCCGCGGGCACUGGCGGAGCGCUGGGCAAGCGAGCGAGAGACGAGGAGCAAGGCGACCGGGAGGAGGAGGACAUCGACGUCAUCGAUGGUGCCAUCGACGCCGCUCUGCCAGCCAAGAACGCCAAAGGCUUCAAAGCGAAGCGCCAGAGGGUCGGUGGCGAGAGCAGCCGGCCGGCUCUCCCCGACCGGCGCAGCGAAGACGAACUCGAGGCGUCUCGGCACGAGCGAAGGAAGGAGCGAGAGAGGGAGAAGGGCGGCCCCAAGGGAAAAGAAAAGGAGAAGGAGAAGGCGAGGUCGAGACAGGUCACGGACAAGGAGAACCGGGGCCGGAAGAGAGAGUCCCCGCGGCCGAGGGUCAAGGUCAAGGACGAGAAGGUGGACGACGAGCAGGAGCAAGGCGAGGAAGACGACGAACGAAUGGAGGCGACGGUCGUCAAGAGAAGAACGCGCGACGAAGAGGAAGAAGACAUCGACAUCAUCGAAAUUGAUCUCGACGGUGACGACGCCGAUGCCCCUGCUCCUGCUGCAGGUGGUGAUGCUCCGAGCAGCCCCGGAGGCAACUUCAUGGACAUCGAGAACGAGAAGGAGACACCGAAGGAACUGAAGAAGGAAGCUCCAACAGAGCAAAAAACGCUGCAGCCGCCGGCGACCGAUCAGGCCGCAGUGUCCUCCCUCCCCUCUGCGUCUGGCGUCACCACCGCGAGCGAGUCUUCCGGCAGCUGA